AUGAAGCAGAGUGUGUUUGUCCUCCUGCUGAUCCCAGGACUCUGCACACUCUGUUCCUGCCUCUCUCGUCAGUAUCACUUUGUGAACGUAACGAUGACCUGGGUUGAAGCACAGAGUUACUGCAGACAGAACUACACUGACCUGCCCACCAUAGAAAGCACAGAGGAAGUGAAGGCUUUGAUGGAAGCUUUAGGCUGUGGAUAUGAUGGAAGGGCCUGGAUUGGCCUGCAGAGGGCAGAGUCAGACAGCUGGCGGUGGUCUCUGGCAGACAGAGGUUUCUACAGUGAGGGGGAGGCUGAGUUUAGGAACUGGGAGAAUGGGCAGCCAGAUGAUUAUAAAGGCGUAGAGGACUGUGUAGAAGUCAGAACGGAUGGGGAAUGGAAUGACUCUCCUUGUAACUCGACAGGUUCCUUCAUCUGCUAUGACGAUGAACUGAUCCUGGUGCCUGAGAAUAAGAGCUGGAAUGAAGCCCUGAGCUACUGCAGACAGCACUAUGUAGACCUGGUCUCCGUGUCCACAGAGCAGCUCCAGCACUGGGUGGAGAGGAGGGCUCAGGCGGCCUCCACACCCUACGUGUGGCUGGGCCUGCGCUACACCUGCGUCCUGCACUUCUGGUUCUGGGUCAGCGGGGAGGGCGUCUGCUACCAGAACUGGGCUCCGGGGAACGGUACCGGGGAGUGUAGGCACACGGGGGCAGUAGAAUCAGGAGGGGGGCAUCAGUGGGUCAGCCUGCCCGAAACUGAGGAGCUCAACUUCAUCUGCAGCAAAAAGCACUGGGGACUCUGCACACUCUGUUCCUGCCUCUCUCGUCAGUAUCACUUUGUGAACGUAAUGAUGACCUGGGCUGAAGCACAGAGUUACUGCAGACAGAGCUACACUGACCUGGCCACCAUAGACAGCACAGAGGAAGUGAAGGCUCUGAUGGAAGCUGUAGGCUGUGGAUAUGAUGGAAGGGCCUGGAUUGGCCUGCAGAGGGCAGAGUCAGGCAGCUGGCGGUGGUCUCUGGCAGACAGAGGUUUCUACAGUGAGGGGGAGGCUGAGUUUAGGAACUGGGAGAAUGGGCAGCCAGAUGAUUAUAAAGGCAUAGAGGACUGUGUAGAAGUCAGAACGGAUGGGAAAUGGAAUGACUCUCCUUGUAACUCGACAGGCUCCUUCAUCUGCUAUGACGGUGAGAACUGUGGCCUACACUUUGUGAUCGCAAAGGUGACUUGGAGAGAAGCUCAGAGUUACUGCAGAGAGAAUCACACAGACCUGGUCAGUGUGAGGAACCAGGCUGAAAAUGACGAGAUAAAGAAGAUGAUAAACGAUCGGAUCGGUGAGCUGAAACAGCAGGACAAUAGCAGGGUGUGGAUCGGCCUGUUCAGAUACCCCUGGAAGUGGUCAGAUCAGAGCAACUCCUCAUUCCGCUACUGGAACACAGGACAAUCCAACAAUAAAGGAGGGAAUCAGAGCUGUGCUGUAAUGUGGAAAAAACAUGCAGGAAGAUGGGGUGAUGUGAAGUGCGAUAAAAGAUUCCCUUUCUUCUGCUAUGAUGAUGAACUGAUCCUGGUGCCUGAGAAUAAGAGCUGGAAUGAAGCCCAGAGCUACUGCAGACAGCACUAUGUAGACCUGGUCUCCGUGUCCACAGUGCAGCUCCAGCACUGGGUGGAGAGGAGGGCUCAGGCGGCCUCCACACCCUACGUGUGGCUGGGCCUGCGCUACACCUGCGUCCUGCACUUCUGGUUCUGGGUCAGCGGGGAGGGCGUCUGCUACCAGAACUGGGCCCCGGGGAACAGUACCGGGGAGUGUAGGCACACGGGGGCAAUAGAAUCAGGAGGGGGGCAUCAGUGGGUCAGCCUGCCCGAAACUGAGGAGCUCAACUUCAUCUGCAGCAAAUGUAGAGGGUGA
Messenger RNA from Megalops cyprinoides (Indo-Pacific tarpon), 1887 nucleotides. RefSeq names its product macrophage mannose receptor 1-like. The coding region runs from base 1 to 1887 and encodes 628 amino acids. The transcript has 6 exons. Lineage: Eukaryota; Metazoa; Chordata; Actinopteri; Elopiformes; Megalopidae. The record is from RefSeq and is a predicted model, not a curated record.